AUGCUAAAGAUCAUCCUACCAACAAUCAUACUCUUGCCCACAGCCCUCUUAUCCCCAGCAAAAUCCAUAUGAACUAACACCACAAUAUACAGCCUUCUAAUCGCCUCGAUCAGCCUACACUGACUAACCCCAUCAUACUACCCCACAAAAACCCUAACCCUCUGAACAGGCAUAGACCAAAUCUCAACUCCCCUCUUAGUACUCUCCUGCUGGUUUCUCCCCCUCAUAAUUAUAGCUAGCCAAGGCCACCUACAACAUGAACCCCACAAACGAAAACGAAUAUUCAUCUCCACCUUAAUCAUCAUCCAACCAUUCAUCAUCCUAGCCUUCUCAGCAACUGAACUCAUACUAUUCUACAUCUCAUUCGAAGCAACCCUAAUCCCAACCCUCAUCUUAAUCACACGCUGAGGAAACCAACCAGAACGACUUAGCGCAGGCAUUUACCUUCUAUUCUAUACCCUAAUUAGCUCUCUUCCCCUACUAGUCUCCAUCCUCUACCUUCACACAAAUACUGGAACCCUCCACCUACCCAUUAUCAAACUCACCCACCCCAACCUACCUGCCUCCUGAACAAGCUUAUUAUCUAGCCUAGCUCUCCUAAUAGCCUUUAUAGUCAAAGCACCCCUAUACGGACUACACCUAUGACUGCCUAAAGCCCAUGUAGAAGCACCAAUCGCAGGCUCCAUACUACUUGCUGCUCUACUACUAAAACUAGGCGGAUAUGGCAUCAUACGAGUCACCCUCCUAAUGGAGCCCGUAUCCAACUUCUUACACUACCCCUUCCUCACCCUAGCCCUAUGAGGUGCCCUAAUAACUAGCUCUAUCUGCUUACGCCAAACAGACCUAAAAUCCCUCAUUGCCUACUCAUCCGUAAGCCAUAUGGGCCUAGUCAUCGCUGCAAGUAUAAUCCAAACCCAAUGAUCAUUCUCAGGUGCAAUAAUCCUCAUAAUCUCCCAUGGACUAACCUCUUCCCUUUUAUUCUGCCUAGCAAACACAAACUACGAACGGACACACAGCCGCAUUCUUAUCCUGACACGAGGCCUCCAACCCCUCCUACCAUUGAUAUCAGUAUGAUGAUUACUAGCCAACUUAACCAACAUGGCCCUGCCCCCAACCACCAACCUGAUAGCAGAACUAACAAUUAUAGUUGCCCUCUUCAACUGAUCCUCCCCCACAAUUAUCUUAACCGGCACUGCAACACUCCUAACCGCCUCUUACACCCUCUACAUACUACUCUCAACCCAACGAGGCACUCUUCCAUCCCACAUCACAACAACCCCCAACUCAAACACUCGAGAACAUCUUCUCAUAACCCUCCACAUCAUCCCCAUACUAACACUCAUCCUCAAACCAGAACUAAUCUCAGGAACCCCUCUAU
Messenger RNA from Gallus gallus (chicken), 1378 nucleotides. NCBI's taxonomy places the organism in Eukaryota, Metazoa, Chordata, Aves, Galliformes, Phasianidae. The record is from the annotation of a RefSeq genome assembly.